Eleginops maclovinus (Patagonian blennie) is the source of this 5353-nucleotide messenger RNA. RefSeq names its product EF-hand domain family, member D1 (gene efhd1). Gene Ontology annotation, molecular function: calcium ion binding. The transcript has 4 exons. Lineage: Eukaryota; Metazoa; Chordata; Actinopteri; Perciformes; Eleginopidae. The coding region runs from base 87 to 788 and encodes 233 amino acids. The record is from RefSeq and is a predicted model, not a curated record.
GGCAGUUUGACAGUGGUACUUGGGACGGCUGUCAGGCAGGCUCCAUUCUCCCUAAAAGCCUCAUUGAACAGCGUGCUUCUCUCAGCAUGGCAUCUGACGAGCUCGCGAAGAAGCUGCAGUCGCGGCUGGCGGCUACUCAGGACACUGAGCCGAGGCCGGAACCCGAACACAGCCCGGUCCGACCCAAGCCGCAGGAGGCCGAUGGAGCCUGCGGAGACUCGUCCUCCGAGCUGUCCGCGAUACUGACCCGCAGGCAAGACAUCAACGAGGGCAACGCUGCUCCAAGACUGACCCGCGUCUUCAACCCCUACACGGAAUUCAAGGAGUUCUCCCGCAAGCAGAUCAAGGACAUGGAGAUGAUGUUCAAACGGUAUGACACUGGUAGAGACGGCUUCAUCGACCUGAUGGAGCUGAAGCUAAUGAUGGAGAAGCUGGGAGCUCCACAGACCCACCUGGGCCUCAAGAACAUGAUCAAAGAGGUGGAUGAAGACUUUGAUGGCAAGCUGAGCUUCAGAGAGUUCCUGCUGAUCUUCCGGAGAGCAGCAGCUGGAGAGCUGCAGGAGGAAAGCGGUCUGAUGGCUCUGGCCAGGCUCUCUGAGAUCAACGUCUCCACAGAGGGAGUGAUGGGGGCCAAAGACUUCUUUGAAGCCAAGAUGCAGGCUCUGUCUCUGGGCAGCAAGUUUGAGGCGGAGAUCCGGGAGGAAAAAGAAGAACGCAAGAGACAGGAAGUGGAGAAAAAAGAGAGACAAGCCGCCUUCAAGCAGCUGCAAUCCACCUUCUGUUCAUGACCCGCCCCAGGAGGCACAUAACAAUCCUGACAUGCACAGUCAGUGUUAACUGACAUUUUUAGGAAUAGCUUUUCAUUCCACUUACACUCUAAUCAGUGGCAUUGCUCAACAUUUGGGACUAAGUAACAAAAAUAGCAAGUUUCAUUAAAGUUAGCACUCACUUAAAUACUUGAAAAUACCUCAUAACACAAGUCACAGGCAAGAUUUAUUCAUUCCAGACUUUCUGCAGCUGUCCCACAGAAAGCAAGAAGGCAAAAACACACUUUCAGAUGUAUGAGGACAUAUUCAGUGAUAUCUCCAAAUUCAUGGAAAUAUCAUUCAUAAACUGUGCAUUACUGUGGAACUGUUCAGUCCGUCUGUACGAGAACUGGAAGUUUCACUUUUAGGGAAUUUUACUUGUUUGUGAAGCGUUUCUCAUUUAAUGUUACAGCUCAUAGUUGUUGUUAAAAUAUUGUAUGUUCCUCACAAGUUAACACUGUCAACCUGCGGUGAAAUAAAAUAAUAUAGUAGUAGAAUAACUGCUUCACAGUAUUAUAAUAACAGUAAGUUUUGACAUCACUUAGUACGGACACAUUUGUUGGUGGAAACUGUAGCUCAACAUUGGUCGUUUACGCUUGGCUCAGUGGACUGAUCCAACACUAAACAGGGUGUACUCUUUAAAAUAAUUUACAGUCUUCAGAUUUGAGCCACACUAAGUACACUCCCUUGUUUCAAUAUUGUGCCCCAAAUCUUAAGAUGACCACUAAAAUUCUCCUGUUAUCAAAAUCAGGGUGUUAUAUUUUGUAUAACUUUGUGGUCUUUUUGUUUGCUUUCUUUCUCAGAGUGAGAUGAAAAAACACUCAUGUUUGUGUGUUAACUAACUGACUGGAGGGAGGGAUUUGUUAGUUUAGCUUAGCAUAAAGUGGAAGCUAUUCUGGCCUGAAACCGCUGUAGACUCUAAAGCACAUGUUGUUUCUUGUUUGUUCAAUCCACACAAAGGCAGACACUUUGUGAUUUUCGUUGCACUUUAGUGCUGUAACUCUCUUUAUAAACAACAGUGUCACGUCUGUCUUUUUUAAUAGCACAAACUCCCCCACGUUUUUUUACGUUUACUUUGGACAGAGCCAGGCUAACAGUUUUGCCCUGUUUCUAGUCUUUAAGCUAAGCUAAGCUACGCUAACCAUGCCCCGUCUCCACCCCACUUUAUCUCACGCUCAGAAACAAAGCAUAUCUACCUUUUUUCAGAAAUGUUAAACAUUUUAGUUCUAGUUUUUUCCACCUGUUUCUCCUGGGGUUAUCCCUAAACCAGGCAUAAGAAAAGGCGACUGAAGUUAAACCCUAUUGGUAAAAGCACAUUGAAGAUGCAGGGACGGCUUGUAUUUAAGCAUGUUUUCCUGGUGUACCAGUACCUAACCCUUUCUCAACCUUGGCUCGUCACUCUGUUUUUAGGAUCUAAAUUCUAAUGACCCAAGCAAUUGCACAAUUAAUAAGUUGUCAUGUGAAUUUGAGUAUGGUGUAGUUCAGUAUUCUGUUCCAAGAGCAUGCAAUGCAUGCAAUGCAAGUGUCUUAUGUAAGCUAGAUUAUCGCAUAUAUUUUAAAUACAUUUCGAUAUUUUCAAUGUAAAUUAGAUCAAUAUCAGAAAUCUCCUGCAACACGGAAUAUACAAAGAGAGUAACUGAUGCGUGGUUUAAGCCUUUACGUUUAAAUUUGUGAAGAAAUAACAGAAAAGCUAACUGGAUUCACUAGCUAAGUCUGCUUUAGUCUUUGUGGACUGCAACACUAAAGGAAUGUUCAGUGUUGAUAAAGCAUUUAUUUUAAACAGACACUCUGAAGGGUUACACACUGUGACAUAAGAAUUUAUAUUGUAGUUUAAUGUGUAGCUUCUCAAAGCAGAUGUAGAGUGGGUUUAAAAGAAGUAUUUUGGUUAUUAAGCAUUGCACUUUCAAAGAACGUAUAAAAGACCGCUAUUAAAAAGACUUGCCAACACUCGUCCUACAGUCCCCAGAAUGCAAUGCAUGUUAUAAUGUUUAAGGCCCUCCCCCCCUCUGUAGCGCAGAUCUUUUAGAUUCCACUAACUGAGUUUGUACCACAGGCUUCUUAUGACAGACAAAAUUCAGCAUGUGAAGGUGUUGAUGGUAAAUGUAGUUUCCAGUCUCGAUUAAAUAUCUGCAAAAUAUCUUUCACCCGAAAUAUUUAAAAAAAUGUAUCCUUGUCCGUAAAAACCUCUGCACUUUGAUUAUGGGAUAUUAUUUUGGUGUUAGAAAUGUAACUAUUAUAUAAGCCAAAACAACACGAAGCUCGACUUAGAAUCCAAAAUAAAGUUACCUUUAGUUCUUCUUUUCCCCCCAACUACGUUAUUGACAUGACACUUUUGGGUACAGAAAGCACAAUAUAUUCUGCACCAGGAGAAUUUAUCGGUCAGUAUAGAUUGCAGAGUGGAAUUUAUUUAUUGCUUGGAAACAAUUCUCAUUUAGGAAGUUGUUGUCUAUAAGCCUGAUGACAACAGGGCUUGAUAAAGCUCCCUUAGACCUUCAAAAUAUCUUUAGCUGUUUUCACAGGCUGCACCUACUGCUGUGUGGAGUGCCUCUUUAAGCUGACCACUUAUUGAUAUGCAUACUUUGUGCUUGAACUGCCCAUUCUCCACUCCAGUACUUCAUCUGUGACUCUAAACGUUCCCUACUUGAGAUUAUGUAUGCAGUAUCCCCAUUCAGGGUUCUUAACCAUGUCUGUCCCAGUCUCAAUGCCUUUCUCCUGUUGUGCAGAAUCACAUAUUUUUGUAAGCUAUCCCGGAAGUUUGCAUUACAAGGGCUCCGUCCACAACAAGCAAUUGGAUUUUUCCAUCGCUAUGAGGCGAAGGGAGCAAAAAUGCUGACACAUGUCUGGGAUUAUGGACUCAUUCCUCAACUCUCAGUCACAUCAUGCCUCACCAUAAGACAUGUAGCAAUUUCAAAAAGCAAAUGUUCAUAUUAGAACAAAGCCCUGGUGCUGCUUACAGAGUCAUUAAACUAAGUUAAAAGUUCUAGUCCAGCUGCCCCCUCACUGCAUCUCCACGUCAUGAAAAAAACCCUCUUGUUAUGCAUAUCUUUCUUCAUCAUGUGGUCCCAAUACAUCUCUAAUAUAUGUUCUAACUGUGAGAUUAGACGUAACAGACACCAAGAGCUCAGAGUGUGUAACAAGUGUUUUUAAUAGCUUUGCUAUGCAGCUAUGUCAUUAGCACUAGCUCAAUAUUUUGGAGAAUACACUUUUGUUCAGAGUGAAAUAAAAAAAUGAUUUUAUCCUCAUGUUUAUGUGUCCAGAUCUGGAGUUUAGAUAUAGCUAGCUUAGUUUAGCAUUAGGACUGGGAGCAUGGUAAAACAGCUAGCUUGGCUAGUCCAAACUGAAAAAUACAUCUACCAACACCUAUAAAGUUCACAGACACAUUUUUGAACUUGCAGUCAUUUAAAAAACCCUUAUAUUGUUUAAGGGGGAGUUUUUACAUUUCUGUUUGAAUACAGUUUGAGCAACAAAAUAUUAGUGUGUGUCAGCUAGCUUUUGGGGUGUUGGUUUGUGUAUUCUUGAGCUUGCUUGAACCGGCAUCUUGUUUUUACACUCAAAAGUUGCCUUCACAUGAUACGUGCUUGCUCUUUGCUCAAUGCAAGGUAGUGUGUAGAGCCUUGCUUUAAAAACAGCUAGUUAGUUUUGUUUCUAGGUUUACCUUCCCUGCUAGCUAGCGCAGUAUCAUGUCACCUGAUUGGUUGCAUUUCAAAAGGUCAGGGUCAUUUGUGCUCAAAGUUAUAGUUUGACUUUGAGUGCGGUGUUUGGUGGCCAUUUGAGUGUUGCGCGACGCCAAGGUAUCUCUUGCCUAGUCGACCGGCACCGGAAACAAUAGCACAACCAGCGCAGAGCUGUCCUACCGCUGAUCAUACACAGGCAGCUUACACUAGGCUAAUUAUGUCCUGACUCCAACUCUGUAACCUAAUCUACACACGUUUUUGUGUACAUGAUCCUUCUUCAUCCUUGGAUGUAUGUUUUUUUAGUGUUUAAUGUUAGACGCGCUAGAAAUACUGAAUACAAAACCUGCUUUAUCCUACACCUCAACGCUGCCUAUGUCAGAGUUUCUCAGCUGUGGCACAGGAGUCCAUUUGAGGUUAAAAAACAAUAUAAGUAAGAGCUCCGUCCCUACACCUCGAACACCAUUGUUUCAUACAUUUGGUGUCAUUUCAGUUUUGAAACCCAAAGGUGGAGUCACUGAAAGCUGAACUGUGACCUAAGCAGUGUCUAUUGUCAAGUGCAGGUCAUGUAUCUGUUCCUUUAUUUUCUCUGGAGUAAUGUAUUUGAGUUGAAGCAUGUUCAAGGUGUCAUAUAACAAAACUACUGUACGUAUCUCAUACCUUCUUCGGUAUUUGUUGUGGAAAUUGACAAUGUAUUUUUUCAUAAAUAAAACACUAUAUAUAUUGUUAUUUGUUUUAGCAGAGACUUAUAAGUUGCCAAAUAUAAUAAAAGUCAGUGAGAUAUAUUUUUGGGCACUUGUAAAGAUAUUGUGUUGUAAUACUCUGUCAGAAUGGAAGUUUGACUUGAUUGCAAUAAAGCAUAAAUAAAACUGAUGU